Clupea harengus (Atlantic herring) is the source of this 5127-nucleotide messenger RNA. RefSeq lists its product as uncharacterized. Gene Ontology annotation, cellular component: membrane. The record is from RefSeq and is a predicted model, not a curated record. NCBI's taxonomy places the organism in Eukaryota, Metazoa, Chordata, Actinopteri, Clupeiformes, Clupeidae. Gene Ontology annotation, biological process: adaptive immune response. Gene Ontology annotation, molecular function: signaling receptor activity.
UGCCUGUCUCUUUGAAAGCCACUCAAGUGUAUGUCUUAUGAGCGGUAUUUGGUCAUCCACAUUGUAAAUUCUGCCACCCUGCAUAUCUGGGUUUUGAAAGGGUGUAGAUAUUUCUUUAACUAGGCAGGGUGAGGAGCACAAAAAACAGCAUUGAAAUUGUCUUCCAUUUGCAGGGCUGGCAUUUAUGAAUAUGGAUGCUCCCAAUCACCAAUAAGAUUGCUCUUGCAUGGCUGUGUUAUCAGACACUGAAAAAUGUAAAUGUGUUUUAUUUAUUUUUAUUUUUUUCCAUUUCGAUUUUCUUUCACUAAAUUGAUUUUACUGUACAAACAUGAGUUGUACAAGUUAUGCACAUCCGAAAGCAAAGCUUAAUAUCCUGCUUAAAUGGUUAGGAUUAUCUGGUAUGUUCAGACCUGUCUGCCAUCAUUGAAAUUCUUUUUUUCUUUUUUAGUUUAGUGAAUUUAGUGUUGAUGUGGCCUUUUGGAUGCAUAACUUCACAGCGCUCUAAGAGUGCUUUCUUUGCAGUUAGAAGGUGUUGAAAGACGUGGCUGAUGUGCUAAACUGAAGAUUUCUCUUCCCCUCCCCUCUGUAGCAAUGCCAUGGGACUGGCAGAGGCAGAGUCUCAGGGUUGCACUGUUCAGGCUGAGGCAAGUCAGACCUUUUUUUCCCUCCCUAAUUUUCCUCUCACACCAGGGGCCCUCACAGCUCUCCUCUGGGCUGUUGGAUGCCAGCGUCCCCAAACUUGCAGCAAGUUUGGCGAAGGCCCUUGAAUCUGUUCACUGUAGGCACUGCCACUGACUAACCACUUUACUUAUGCAAGUUCCUUGUCACUAUACAUACUUAGUAGUUGCCAGGGUGGGUUGAGUUGGGAAUUACAUAGACAAAGCAAAAGGCACAUUGUUGACAUUGUUGGAAAAUAUCCUAUACUGUUUGUUAAUGGUGAUUCAGUGACAACAUCUGAGCACAGAUCACAUAUGUUACCUGGUAAAAAAGAGAGGUUGUAACUGUAAGUAGCCUUGCACAGGUCCAUAUCCUGCCCCCCCACCGGCCAAAAUAAGCACUUAGCUGUUCUUUAAUGAGUGAAGUGUGAAACGUUUCAAACACAUGGUCCAUGCCAUUCAUAUGCUCUUUGUCUCCAUCAGCUGACCAACAGCAUUUCAGCACUCGCUAUUAGCUGCUCAAAGUCGAGAGUGCCACCAUUUACAGGUUAGUUUAUCCUGUAAGUAUCAGACUCGGGCUAGCAUAGUUCUGUCUCAUGUUCAGGCAUUCAUUAGCUGUAAUUGUUGACAAAAGGACUGGACAUACAUUGUCCAUUUUGAAGUUCUAGUACCCUAUGGGUUUUGACUCUGUAACAUGUAACACAACUACAGCAUUAGUGCAUGCAGUGUAUGUGAUGAAAGUCUCUGGGGAAGAUGGCGUGACUGUGAAGAGUUUGUAAGCUCCAUCUAAUCCUCUAGUGCCUUUGAUUCCUCUGAUCUAGCAGUGAUUCCCCUGAGGCUUUCAGGGAUUCAGGGUCUGCUAACAGACUCUUUUGGUAAGUACAGGAGAAUCCAGCGUUUUUGGUGUCGAUCGUGUUUUAGCCCAGGAGGUCAGAGAAUGAGUCUGGGAAAAAAAAUGCAAGGAAAUGACAGCUCAGCCAGGUAGGACUUUUACCUGAUAAUUCUCCACACAAGGAGAGAGAGGCCCUGGCAUUCAUCAAGAAUUGCUCCAGUCUGUUUUUUGUGAUGCAGUGAAUUCAAACAUGGAAAGCUAAAGAGUGCUACAUUCAUAUUUUUUGUAAGUCCUACUCUUCUUGCCUUGAUGAUCUCAUACUGUUGGCAUACAUUCUUGGAGAGUUGAUUUUUAAAAGCAUCCAAAGGAACUGGCUCCCACACAUUCCUCCUUCUUUCAGAUUUCUUUAACUAGCUUCACUCAUUUUCAAGGGGUUACCAGUCUAUCCCUGUUACUACCCCUGCCCCGGGUUACCAGUCUAUCCCUGUUACUACCCCUGCCCCGGGUAUAUCCCUGUACUACCCCUGCCCCGGGUCUAUCCCUGUACUACCCCUGCCCCGGGUCUUCCCCUUGGAGCUUUCUGUAUAGAGCUGUGGGCUACAUGUGUUGGAAUAUCCAGUAAAUAGACCAAUGGGAUCAGGGAAUCUGCCGUGGAUCUGAGGAACACUUUCAGACCUAGUGGACUUGUUCUUUGUUACCUUAAUGUAGAGCCGUAAGUUCUAGAAGUGUCUUGCCAUCACCAAUUCAAUUUUCCCUCUGACUGCACCUGGCUGCAGCAGGAAAUUAUUAUUAUUGAAGCCAUGUCAUCUUAUGUUAUACUCCCAGUUUGCUGCUACUUGUGCUCUUCCACCAAAUCAGGAAUGACUAGUUAUCAUUUCAAUGUGCAUAUUUAAUGUCUACCUACUGUACUUUUUUGUCUCAUGUCUCGGCUGGACUUAUUCUAAGAACUCCUGCACUCUCGCCACAUGCCAUGGAAUUUUUGCUGAGGAAAGUGCAUCCCUCCUACACAUUCUAUCCAAAGUCCCAGACAUCCAUAUUACUUUUUGCCACACCCAUCAAAUACAGAGUCUCAUUUUGUGAGGUCCCCAUUUUUUGAUGGUUAUAACUGAUAAAUUCCUCUCUACAUAUCAAAUUAAUUUCCAGUAUCCAGUAUCAGCAUGGCGCCUGCAAAUGAGCAAUUCUUUUUGACUGCCAGUGCAUUGUUUUGACUCCUGUAGUCAGAGAAGCUUUGUUUGUAACAUUUUGAAUGUGCUUCACACAGAGCUUCACAUUAGAUAGUCAUAAAUCCACAAGUAAAAAUGAGUUUUGAAGUGUUUGCUGUCAGUGAAGUUGAAGGCACAAUCCUAAAUGCAAUUUUAACAAAGGCGAAGGCAGAAACGAUACAAAUGGACCUUCAACUAAAUUAUUAAGUGUGACAGCACAAAAAGUGCACAUAGAGGUAGGUCACUGCAAAUAUCUAAUGGGUAAUUGCCUAGUAAGUUACAGGUAAGCAUAAAUGUUAAGCCGUUCCUCUGGAUCGCUGGCUGUUAUGGUAUGUUGAACCAGACAACCUACUCCAUUCCAUUUUGUCUUUCAUUAUAGGAAAAUAAACAAUUUACACUGAAAUGUGAGACAUUUAAAACAUCAUUAGCAUGAGACAGGUCUGAAUCAGGUUCAAAUGGUACAGUAGGCAUUUGAAUUGGGAUUUAAUCACUAAAGAAUUCAAUAAGAUGGUCUGAUCGAACGCUUAUACAUUACAUACUGUUUUGAAGUUAUAGUUGCACUUGCCAGCUUCAGGGCAUUUGCUGGAAAAAGUACCUUUUCAGGUAAUUUCUCAGUACAUGUAGUCAAUAUAACAGUUCUUAAACUUUGUUCUUUUUGUCUGCUUUACUUGAUUGGUAUUGUUCUACUGUUUGACAGCUGUUUGAUGUACUUCUGUAGCUGCAGCUUUGUCAUCACCAUGCUGCAAAAUGAUAAAUGUGUGAACAUGCAUUGAGUUUACAUGAGUGAACAGCUGAACUGCAAGUUCUCAACUAAAUAAAUAAACUUUUUUUGGCCCCACAACCCUGUUCCAGUGGUCUUUUUGUUGUCUGAUUUGCUAUCUCCUCCAACCCAUUGUGACGUAACGAGAUUGUGAUUUUUUUCUUCUCAAGGCAGACUUCCUGUUUGAAGGUGGAGCAUGCUUCUGUUAAUCUCAGCAGCUAGGGCGUUCAUGACUUCAGUGCCUCAUGAUAUUCACAAAAGCCAGUAUUUCUCAGACGUGAAGACGCAAACUUUAGGAAGCUAAUGUUCAUGUUCUUGUUCCUUUUAUUUAACCACAGCAUGAGGAUCCUCAGUUCUGUGCUUUGGAUAUUAGGCAUUCAAGCAAUAGCGUCCCAGGAACUACUGUACGUCCAAACAGCGGAAGGAGAGUCCGUGACCAUUUACUGUGAACCGGAGGAGAAGAAACCACAACUGAUUGGCUUUUACCUGGACCACUCGUCCACUCUGCCAAAGAGAGAGGUAGUCUUCCUGUCUGAGAACGGACGGGUAAAGGAGAGUCCAUCCUACGCUGGCCGCGUUCAGAUCAGUGGAAGCUUAGCAUCUUCCCAGAUAAAUGUGUCCGUCUCCCAGGUACGACGUACUGACACCGGCCUGUACACAAGCAGGUUUAUUUACAAAGACGACUCAACCAGCCAAGACAGCACUCGCCUCUUUCUUCAUGUUACAGUCUCAGAGGAAGAUUGCCAGUGCAGUCGUUACACAUCUCUGCUUUAUGCCAUCUCUGCAGCAGUAGCCCUGCUCUCCCUCCUGCUCAUUGGCUUCUGCCUGAUGCAACAUAGCAAACAGAGGCCAAAUUCAAAGCCGCCGCCACCUCCAAGUGACAUUUAUGAGGUGAUGUCCAUCGGGCAGCAGAGAAACUGUGUGACCCAGAAUAGCCAACAGAUGGCCACCCAGCAGGAGGACAUGAACAUAUACGCCACCCCUGACCAGACGCCCGUGCAGGAGAAUCACUACGCAAGUCCUCAGACUUCAAGGCCUGGCCCUCACACUCAGACUUCUGUUCUGUGACAGUUCUGAUUCCUUGAGGAUUCCUUCUUCAAGGACAAAUUCGAAGAGUUCAGGAAUUUCUGACACAAGGACGGUUUAAUCGUUAAUUAAUGUUACUGUGUCCAUCAAUACUAUGAAUUUAUGAGGAAAGGUGGUGACUAUGGAAUAUGUGGCCCACUGUGCCUGUCCAUUUCUAUUGCUGUGGGAGAUUGUGUGUAGCCUAUACUAAAAGCAAUGUAUGACAUCAUCUCCUUCAGUGUACUGUGUCCUGUAUAUGACUGUGGAGAAAAUGUUGUCAGUUUUUAGUAAAGCAUCUGCUUUUGUAUGAUCAUGGACUGCUGGUUAUGUGUAGACUUUUAUGCAAGACGCCUUAGUGAAAGAUACAAAAUGUGCAUGUUUAGCACCACAGGUUAACAAAGCUUCACUCAGUCCCCCCAGGAUUUCGCGGGCCUUUUUUGUGAUAGUUGCGGCCUAAAAUUACUGAUUUCGCAGGGGCUUUUCCAACAAGUUGCGGUGAAAGUUGCGGUGUUUUUUAGGUGUUUGUUGCGAUGAAAUUGCGGGAGCAAGUGAAAGUUGCGAUAAAAGUUGCGAAUUUCCCUCUUUGUAAUUAUAAUUAAGUUAUUUGUUGAA